Molecule: messenger RNA, 1326 nt
Organism: Penicillium diatomitis
Lineage: Eukaryota; Fungi; Ascomycota; Eurotiomycetes; Eurotiales; Aspergillaceae
Product: RNA-binding protein
Exons: 4
Coding region: 1-1326 (441 amino acids)
Molecular function (GO): RNA binding
Source: RefSeq, a predicted model, not a curated record
AUGUUCAUCGGCGGCUUGAACUGGGAGACUACAGAUCAAUCCCUGCGGGACUAUUUCUCCCAGUUUGGUGAGGUUCAGGAAUGUACUGUGAUGCGUGACAGUGCUACUGGCCGCUCUCGUGGCUUUGGCUUCCUCACCUUCCGUGAUCCCAAGACUGUCAACACUGUCAUGGUCAAGGAGCACUACCUUGACGGCAAAAUUAUUGAUCCCAAGCGCGCUAUUCCCCGUGAUGAGCAAGAAAAGACCAGCAAAAUAUUCGUUGGCGGCGUUAGUCAAGAGGCCACCGAGCAAGAUUUCAAGCAAUUCUUCACCCAAUUCGGCCGUGUCAUCGAUGCUACUCUCAUGAUCGACAAGGAUACUGGCCGACCUCGUGGAUUCGGCUUCGUCACCUUUGACAGCGAGGCCGCAGUUGAGAACGCCCCCUCUCGCCCCCUUGAGAUCCUCGGGAAACAGAUUGAGGUCAAGAAGGCCCAGCCACGAGGCAAUCUGCGCGACGAGAACCGCGGUGGCCGUGGUGGUCGUGACAACUUCCGCGACAUGAACCAGGGUGGAGAAUCUUCGAAUGUCCAGCAGCAAGGCGGAUCUCAGCAGGGCAUGGCCGGUGGCAUGACCCCCCAAAUGAUGGCCCAGUACUGGCAGCGCAUGCAGCAGUACUUUGCCAUGAUGCAGCAGCAAAUGGCGAUGGGAGGUGGUCAGAUGAACAUGGGAGCCAUGAACCCAGCCAUGAUGCAGCAGAUGCAACAGAUGCAGAUGAAGCAGAUGGCCGCGCAGAUGGGUGGAGGUCCUCAACAGCAGCAGCAGGUUCAGCAGCAGCCUCAAUCCCAGCAGCAACAGCAACCCGGCGGCAUGAGCCCCAACCCGGCCUCGCCGGGAUCCCAGCACGCCAUGCCCAACAUGAUGAACGCGGCCAUGAUGCAGCAAAUGCAGGGCCAGGGUCAGGUGUCCGGUGGUGGCCAGCAGCAGCAACAACAGCCCGGUGGACCUGGAUACAACGCCCAGGAGCAGAUUGCGUUUGAACAGCAAAAGUAUGAGCAACAGCAGGCUCGUCGUGCUAUGGAUCCCAGCCGUGGCUAUGCGCCUUAUCAACAGGGCGGUCCGACCUCAUGGGAGGGCAUGUAUGAUGAGGUUCCUCAGCCGAAUAUCCCUACCGGACCUCAGGGUAUGUCUCGUGGUGGUAGCAUGGGUCGUGGUUCCAGUGUCACUCCUCAGCCUCAGAGCGCCCCUGCAAAUGCACCAACCGGUCCCCGCAACGCCGGCAAGCCCGGUGCUAACUACCGCGGCGGCGGUCGUGGUGGACACCGUGGAUUCCACCCUUACUCUCGCUAA